Messenger RNA from Scophthalmus maximus (turbot), 4015 nucleotides. RefSeq lists its product as uncharacterized. The record is from RefSeq and is a predicted model, not a curated record. Bases 309 to 2384 code for a protein of 691 amino acids. The transcript is spliced from 15 exons. Gene Ontology annotation, molecular function: guanyl-nucleotide exchange factor activity. NCBI's taxonomy places the organism in Eukaryota, Metazoa, Chordata, Actinopteri, Pleuronectiformes, Scophthalmidae.
ACUGAGCGUCGUGCAGGACAUCUGCUGUCUGCACAGAGCAGAACACAGAGGAGACACCACCAGACCCAACUGCCUCCAAACGCUGCAGAUGACUGAAGAGUAAAAAAAAACAACAGGAGAAUAUUAAGGAUUUUAAAAAAUUCACUGCAUCUUUCAAAAUGUCUGGGAGGAGGAAUCCUGAAGAGCUGUGAUUGAGGGAGGGAUCUUGGCUCCUGCAGCCAUUUCCCCUGCAGGGCUGAGAGCUCUUGGCUGGCUCGACACUUCCUCAGCAGAGGGGGCUGCUGGCAGGGGCAACAUCUGAGCAGGUCAUGAAGCCCCAAGAGGCCGAGCUCGUCUCCGAGAUCUCCAAGUUACAAUGCAUGGUGUCGGAGCUGAAGACGGGCUUCACCAGCGCCCUGAUGGAGCUCAGUCAGAUCCAACAUGGAGACACGUUCCUCAGGGAGGAGCUGGAGGAGAACCGGAGGAGCUGCCAGAAGAAGGCUCUCCGCCUGGAGGCGCUGGUCGAGUCGCUGAGGGAAGAGCUCGGUGUGAUGCAGUGUCACAUCGUGCAGCUGCACAGUAACACACAGAAAGCUCAGCAGGACGGAAAGAGCUCCACGUCAAAACACAGAAAAAGCCGUGAGGCAGCAGCGGAGGCGACCGCUGGACGGAGUCGACGUGAGUGCGAGUGUUCGUCGACUCCGCCUGUCGCCUGUUUGUCCCGGGGGAAGCUGCUGCUGCACUGCUUCCUGCAGGGGCUCAAGGCAGGACUGAGCGAGGGCACAGACGCUCGACAUCAGGUGGCGAUGCAGCUGCUGCACUCGGAGUGGGAGUACGUCUCCACCUUGAACCAGCUCUACGACAAAUACAAGACGCCGCCCGCUCACCAGAUGACCGUGGAGCCGUAUCAGACGUAUCAGAAGUUUGUGGAGCAGCUGUUACAGCGACACCUUCUCUUCAGAAACACGCUGCAGGAGCGACUGUCGGCCGAACACUGGAAGUCUCUGGUCGGAGACAUCCUGGUGCAGCUGAUCGGCCAAAAUGACACAGCGUUUUCAGACAUGUACCUCGGAUACACGACGACCCUGGCGUCCUUCCUCUCGCUGGAGUUCAACCGUCUCAAUCAAAUGGAGAAAGGCCACAAAGUGCAGGGCGGCCACACGGAGACGGAGGAGAUGAAGCUGCUCUCCCUGCUGCUGGCGCCCGUCUCUCGGAUACACAGCUACCUGACUCACAUCCAGAGCUUGCUGCAGUGGACGGGUAAGGAGCAUCCCGACUGCAGCCUCCUCCUGGGCACCGAGCGAGCGCUGAGGGGGACUCUGUCUCGCUGUCAUGUGAUCCUGGAGGAGGACGUCCGAUGGGGAGAGGGAGGAGGUCAAAGCAGCUGCUCUGAAGCUGUGGCCGGUGCUUCAUCCUCUGAGUCUGCAAACUGCUGCAGCAGAGAUGAACAGAGCAGAGAGUCUCAGGGAGCAAGAGACGAGUCCAGCUCUGCUGCUCACAGAGACAAGCAACACGCCGCCCGCCUCACGAACGGCGUGGACGUCCACCACGGGAUGCGUGUGGAGUGCUGGUCCUGCAGCCCGGUGAGGAGGAGGAAGGGCUGCGAACGAGGCCGCCAGCCGGCCCGGGACUGUGGACACGCCAGCUGCUGCUGCCGCUCCCUCCUCACGCCGGACGCCGCGGGACGGGGGGAGAACAGCGACUCGGGCCAGGGCACCUUCAGCCAGCCCACGGGCAGAGGCACCACCGAGCUGGACGCAGCCCUGGAGGGCCGCAGCCUGGAGGGCCGCAGCCUGGAGGACGGUGAGACCGACCCGGACGACACCUCGGCCUUCGACUUCUCCUCCGUCACCUCCUGCAGCCCCGACGGCACCCUGCGCAGGGACACGCCGGGCAGCAACAGCGGGGAGGAUGAAGAGGAUGAGGAGGAUGAGGAGGAGGAGGAGGAGGAGGAGGAGGACAGCCAGGUGCCGGUGCUGUUAAAGCCAUCGUACAGUCACCAGCAGCAGCAGCAGCAGCAGCAGCAGUCGUCUCCCAGGGAGAGAACUGUGUGUCUGAGGUGGCAGAUCCCCAGAUCGACCCCUCACCCUCCUCUGAGGACCGCGGCGGGGUCGUCCCACGGGAAGAGGCUGGUCAGCGUCAGGAGAGGCUCGCCGCCUCCACACCUGAAAAGUGCCUUCAGGCCCAUCUGGGACGACCCGUCCAAACAGGUCGACUCGGCUCCAGAGAAAGAAAACAGACAAGGCUUCGUACCCAUCCAGGCUCCGACGAGGCAGAACUUUCACAAUUUCAACCCGAGCAGAGAAAACCUGAGACCAGGUCCGGCUCAGCAGCGCGGGAACCCCACGGCGGCGACGCUGUGGGACGACAGCGAGGACAGCGAGGGGCCCUGCAGCACCGUUUGACCCCCGGCGUCCUCCUCAAGAGACACGAGGACUAAACACUAAAACACAAAACACUGUUGCACACACGCCUCUUUAAGUUACGACAAAAUGUGUGACUGAGGAGUUUUUCUCGUCUUUUCCACGACACAAAGAAUAAUGCAUGAAUGAAAAGUCACUGAAAGAAAAAAAGGGAAUUUUUGUUUGAUUUGCUGAUAAACCUUAAACGUGCAGAGUUCUUUGUUCGGCUGUUUGGUUCUUCGGGAUAAAACUUUGACACGAAGGAUGUGGAUAUUAUUAGUCUACAAAUACCAAAAAAAAUACCUUUUUAAUAUUGCAGACCAGCACAUUUCCUUAACUGGAGCUAAGACGAUAUCAACAUGUCUAAAUAAAAAAAAAAGGAAAUCUUACUUUUAAAAAGGUUUAAGCAUUCGAUUUUUAAAAAAAAUAUUUUGACUUUUGCUGUUCACAGAGUUUAUGCUAAGCUCAUGCUGCCUUCAUGUGCUAUCGGAAUUAUGGUAAACACGACUUGCCGACACACAAACGCCCCCUCAAAUCGUAAUUGCGGCUGGGGAAAGAUUAUUUUGAUUAUCCCAGAGUUGGGGAUGAACCACAACCAGAAGAUGAUAGAUUCAGUAACGGAUGAUUAGUAUUUUUUAACAGUGCAACAAGUAUCAGCUGUUGCUUGUGUACAUACAUUUUAAUCUGUAAUCUAUUUAAACUUCACUCGAUAUAGACCAAUGCUAUUUAUCAUUCUAUCCAUAACAGACGGACUACAGUUUUCUAGUGCGGCCGCAAAGUUAUUACAUCAGCCAUUUCAGAAUUUUUCAAUAAAUCCCUUGAACGUGACAUUGUCGAAUUCGGAUCUUACGACCUGCACAUGAAGGCAGCAUGAGAUAAGCAAAAAAAAAAAAAAAAAAGGUGUAUGAUAUUUUCACAAAAGUGUCAAGUGGUCCUUUAAAUCCUCGGUCUUUAGGCUGCAGGGAACUAAAAGAAAACCCCAAGAGAAAUGAGUAGUUCAGUACAAAAUAAGACUGGGUGAUUUAUUAAUCUCAUCAAGACCAUUAAUACAAAGCAGUUAAAAGGCCACAUACCAUCAAAUAAACCGACUGCUGGAUCAAGCUGUUUACAGUGCCACCGGAGGGGGAAAAAACAAUCUGCUCAUCUGUUGGGGCUUUAAAAAAUAAUAAACAAGGAACAAACAAACAAACAAAAAAAAUAAUAAAAGAACUUGGCAAAAUUGACCCCCAACAAUACUGACUUGGGAAAAACAGGACAGAAAAUCCUGCGACGACAAAGUGAGGAGAGAGGGAUAAAAAAAAGAAAAAGGGCACGAGUGAUUUCCAUUUUUUUUUUUUUUUUAUAAAUCUGCUGAGAUCCAGCUUGUGGUCAUCAGACGUCCUCGGGGGGUUUCUGCCUCUUUACUUUUUGUCAAACAAAACAUGGAGGGGGGCUCGAAGAAGAGGUGGCGGAAACUCCCGUCUUUCCUUGCCCCCGAUCCAACGUAGAAAGUGAGUUUGACGGCUGCACAGGACCGACUCGCAUUUACAAACACGACCUAUGACAACCGCGGCUCGUCAACAGUACAGCCUAAAGUGCACAAAGUGUGUUUCUCAGGAAAAACAAAACAAAAAGCAAAACAAAAAAAACUAAAA